AUGGAAUUGAAAUUCUUGGGUAAGAGUUAUUCAAGGUGCAAUGGGCAUGCUGGUAAUACACGGAGUUGGGCUCGUUUGGAUCGUUCCUUGGUAGAUCAAAAAUUUCUUGGUGCAUUUCCGGAUUCAGUUAUGAGAUAUUUACCUCGUACAUCAUCGGAUCAUGCUCCUAUGGUCAUUUCGUUAGUGAAGAGUUUUGAAGGCUAUGGGCCAGCGCCAUUCCGUUUUCAGCAAAUGUGGGUGGAUCAUGUUGAUUUUGCUAGAUGUGUUCGUGAGGUUUGGGAUCAAACUGAUGACAGUGGUGCUCUCAUGAAACUGGUGGCAAAAUUAAAAAGGGUGAGAGUUGCUCUAAAAGCAUGGAAUAAGGUAGUUUUUGGGUGGACAAGUGGGCACAUUCAAGAGUUGGAGGAUCGCAUAGAGAGGCUGGAUGAGUAG
Molecule: messenger RNA, 432 nt
Organism: Carya illinoinensis
Lineage: Eukaryota; Viridiplantae; Streptophyta; Magnoliopsida; Fagales; Juglandaceae
Exons: 1
Coding region: 1-432 (143 amino acids)
Source: RefSeq, a predicted model, not a curated record